UGAAAGUUGUAGAUUGUGGUCUUCGUCAUUUUACAUUUUUCACGUAACAGCAGGGACAGUUUAUGUACUUACCACUUCGACGUCCAUCGGCAUCGCGGUCCUACGAGCAGCGGCCCACAUUACGGAACUAAGACGAAUUAUAGUUUUGGUUAUACAUGCUAACAAUGCCUCAAAGUAGCAAGACUUUGAAUUCUCAUAGUUUUACGAGCACGAAAGUGACAAAAUAAUCAGACAGAAACAGCUAGAGUGAUGCCGUGCCAGUGAUUUUUUUUUAGAUCGCCAUCAGCGUGGUUAUUAUAUCACAGGAGAUAUCGUCAAGCCUUUUUUUGCUUUCACGUACAGGGAAUGCGCAUGAUUACCGAUGUUGAGCAUGAGGGACCGUAAGCGGUAGCACCCCAAAGCAGGAACCGAGUGAGAGGCCUUCACGAAUUGCGAGCAUUGAAUGAAAAAAAUUGAAGCGAAGCUGUAGCAGGCAUGCACGCGAUAAAUGUCAACGAGGUAGGAGACGCACGUGGAUCGUGGUAGCGUCGAAACAGCAGCAGGCCUUUUUAGCGUGACGCGCUGCGCUAUCUCAGCGGGACGCGCCACGCAAGAGGAAACACAUGGCAACCCCUACUCUGCUCUAU
Molecule: messenger RNA, 626 nt
Organism: Amoebophrya sp. A25
Lineage: Eukaryota; Dinophyceae; Syndiniales; Amoebophryaceae
Source: the annotation of a GenBank genome assembly